AUGGAAGCAUCUCGCAGCACCCUAAUCAAAUCCCUGCUGGCGCGUGAAGGCCCAAAGACCAUUAACCAGCUGUUCACUUCGGUGCUAAAAACCUUUCCUAGUGAGUUCCAAGGUGUGUCCCGGCACAAAUUUAAGCGCAUUUACUUGAGGAACUUGAAGGAGUUUAAGCAGGUUGCAGUUAAACCCGAGCGGGAUCCAGAUGCUCUGGCAAAGCUGCGCCUGGACCCGGAAAGCCGCAUCACUGCCACAGAUAAGAUCGCCUGGAUGGUGCAGCUCGCCGAUCCGUUGAUGAAUAAGUAUUUGAGCGGCGAGGUGGAUCUGACGAAGAACCACAAUACUAUUUUGAAGACCAUUGAUAUGGAGCGGGCGAAGAGCAAGGACUUUUGGGAAGGCAAGUCUAACACGCCGCACGACUGGAGGGCUGUGUUGGAGGCGGCUGGCCAGAAAACUAGCAUUUAG
Kickxella alabastrina is the source of this 459-nucleotide messenger RNA. RefSeq lists its product as uncharacterized. Bases 1 to 459 code for a protein of 152 amino acids. The transcript has a single exon. The record is from RefSeq and is a predicted model, not a curated record. NCBI's taxonomy places the organism in Eukaryota, Fungi, Kickxellomycota, Kickxellomycetes, Kickxellales, Kickxellaceae.